GAUGGAGCGAGUGAACUGCGUUUUGUAGAUUUUACCAUUUGCAAAAUAAAAAAUAAAUAAAAGCCGUUCUCUAGGAGAGCAAGAGCGAAUUGAGUUAUUGUACACGCGCACUUCACAAGGUAGGCGUUCCCUAUCGGAAAUAUGCAAAUAAAUUCUCGCUAGCUUUUGCUUGGCUUAUACUAUAAUCCUAAAUGCUAAAGAUGCAAUAUACUGUGCUUGCAUAAAAUGUUGGACAAUAUUGUCAUCUACCGUCAUCUAUUGAAAUUGCAAGAGCUUUCACCUUGAGACUACAAGUCCCAGUACACUUAGCACACUUAAACUACAAGUCCCAAAUCACCAAUCACCGAACUGAAAUGACUAUUUGACCAAUCACAACAAGCGACAACACUUCCUGAGCGACAACCCUUCCUGAUUCACACAACGCAUGUUGGUGUCCAUGCUGCUGAGGUCAACGCGAGUACAGUUAUUCUGUUACAGAACAAGUUGGUUAUCAUGGCAAAGAGUAAAUCAUGUGAAUCAGAACCCAAAAGAAGUGGGUCCAAAAGGAAGAAGUUGAAUUCAAAUGAGAGAGAUGUCUGCAUUGAUGAAAACAGGGAAAGCAAAGGAAAAAAGAAAAGGAAAAAUACUUACAUUGAGGAGGCUCCUAUACCAGUCCCAACAGUGUCAAAGAACACUUCAGAGGACGUGGUGACAAAUUCAAAGAAACGCAAACAACCAGCAGAUGAUGCACAGAAGGAAAAGAAGCGGAAGAAGAAAAACAAAACUACUGGGAGUCCCGGGCCAAUCAUAGUCCCAGCUGCAGCAGAAGAUGAGGGGGAAGAUAAAGUGAUGGAGGGAGAGGAGGACUUGAGUCCAGAGGAGAAACGAGUCCUCGAGAGGAAAAUGAAGAAGAUUCUGAAAAAGGAGAAAAAGGAUCAACUUAAAGCUGAAGGGAAGACAGAAGACAAAGAUGAGGCCUCCAAACCCAUAGCUCCCCAACAGGCGCUAGACUACCUUACCUGUUGGGCUGAGAAGCGUAAGGAGUGGAAGUUCCAGAAGACCAGGCAGACGUGGCUACUACAGCACAUGUUUGACUCAGAGAAGAUCCCAGAUGAGAACUUCUCUGUGCUUCUGUCUUACCUGGAGGGGCUGCGUGGGGCGGCCAGGGACACCACCGUGCAGAAGGCUGAGACAUUGGUGCGGGAGGGGGAACAGGACACAGAUGCCCAGCAGAGGAUACAACGAGCCAGGGAAAUCAUCCAGCUGCUUUCCUGACCAACCACUACCAUUAUUCGAGAUGAUCAAUCAAAUACCACCACAGCCCCACCACCACACUCAAAGGGAAUAUUCAGUUCACUCGAAUCUUAUCUGCUGGUUCCUCAAUUAAUGCAGUGUGUGGUAUAUUCACCGUAUACAAAAUGAAAUGGCAACCAUGCAUGGUUGCUGGGAUUUUGAUACCAAUGAAUUCCAUGUUAUGUUCAUACUUCUGUUAAGUAUUGUGAUGCUGUAUGUUUUGUUAUGACAUGAUGUAAUGUCAAUAGAUCCAUGGUUUCAUGUAAUCAAACUUGUAAUUUGCCAGUAGAUGAGCCAUUUAAAGCUGCAAUAUGUAACUUUUUGGGCAAUGCUGCCAAAUUCACAUAGAAAUGUGAGUUAUAGAUCUGUCAUUCGAAAUGAAAGCAGGUCUAAGAAGCAGUAGAUCUGUUCUAUGCUUCCUGUGGUUAAGUUUCAGUUUUUACUUUCAGUUUUGUACACCAGCUGAAAAUACAAUAAUUUUGGUUAUGGAAAGUGUUUCACAGCAGUUUAGAUGGUACAAUGAUUCUCUACACUAUACUUGCUUGUUUGGUCACAAACUGAAAUUAGGAAAACUAUUUGAAUUUUAGUAACCAGGAACUUCUGCAUAGUGCCUCUUUAACCCUUCACAGUACUCUAUUCUAAAGCAGAUUGUUAAUUUUGCUGGGGGAAGAUGGGCCGUUUGUGCUGCAUCUGUAUCCUCAAUGUUUGUUUGACCUGUCAGUGAUGGAGCUGAUGUAGCCUUUUUAACAGUUUGUCUGGCUAUAUACAGAAUAUAUCUUGGAAUUACCCCCCCACAAAAAUAAUAAAUGCAUAUGAUUAUUUUUAAA
Molecule: messenger RNA, 2099 nt
Organism: Salvelinus fontinalis (brook trout)
Lineage: Eukaryota; Metazoa; Chordata; Actinopteri; Salmoniformes; Salmonidae
Gene: chlsn
Exons: 6
Coding region: 493-1254 (253 amino acids)
Source: RefSeq, a predicted model, not a curated record